GACAGGGCAGCGGGUGGCUUGCAGCAGCGGCGCCGACAUGGCUGCGCUGGUGGAGCCGCUGGGGCUGGAGCGGGACGUGUCCCGGGCCGUUGAGCUCCUCGAGCGGCUCCAGCGCAGCGGGGAGCUGCCCCCGCAGAAGCUGCAGGCGCUCCAGCGAGUCCUGCAGAGCCGCUUCUGCUCUGCCAUCCGGGAGGUGUAUGAGCAGCUCUAUGACACACUGGACAUUACGGGCAGUGCAGAGAUCCGGGCUCAUGCCACAGCCAAGGCUACCGUGGCUGCCUUCACGGCCAGUGAGGGCCAUGCCCAUCCCAGGGUGGUGGAGCUGCCCAAGACAGAUGAAGGGCUGGGCUUCAACAUCAUGGGAGGCAAGGAGCAGAACUCCCCCAUCUACAUCUCCCGGGUCAUCCCUGGGGGUGUGGCUGACCGCCAUGGAGGCCUCAAGAGAGGGGACCAGCUCCUGUCAGUGAAUGGUGUGAGCGUGGAGGGUGAGCAGCACGAGAAGGCGGUGGAGCUGCUGAAGGCGGCCCAGGGCUCCGUGAAGCUGGUGGUGCGCUACACACCCCGCGUGCUCGAGGAGAUGGAGGCCCGCUUCGAGAAGAUGCGAUCUGCGCGCCGGCGCCAGCAACACCAGAGCUAUUCGUCCUUGGAGUCUCGAGGCUGAAACCUCCGAUCUGGCCUUUCCCCUCCCAGCUCCUCCUCCCUGUACAGUAUUUAUUGUCACUGGCCCCUCAUUUAAAGCUCUUUGACCCU
Messenger RNA from Elephantulus edwardii (Cape elephant shrew), 750 nucleotides. It is a transcript of the gene LIN7B, whose product is annotated as lin-7 homolog B (C. elegans). Gene Ontology annotation, biological process: maintenance of epithelial cell apical/basal polarity; neurotransmitter secretion; protein localization to basolateral plasma membrane. Lineage: Eukaryota; Metazoa; Chordata; Mammalia; Macroscelidea; Macroscelididae. The record is from RefSeq and is a predicted model, not a curated record. Bases 38 to 661 code for a protein of 207 amino acids. The transcript has 6 exons. Gene Ontology annotation, cellular component: basolateral plasma membrane; cell-cell junction; MPP7-DLG1-LIN7 complex. Gene Ontology annotation, molecular function: L27 domain binding.